Molecule: messenger RNA, 1451 nt
Organism: Prorocentrum cordatum
Lineage: Eukaryota; Dinophyceae; Prorocentrales; Prorocentraceae
Source: the annotation of a GenBank genome assembly
CUCCCGCCGAAGAACUGCCUCCUCAGGGCGCAGCGGCUUUGCCACCAGAGCCGGACGACGCAGCGUCAGAGGCGGCAUCGGGCUCCGAGGAGCGCGGCGACGAGAUUGGUUCCGAGCUCGGCGACAAACAGGAUGAGCUUGAGAGUGCCAAGCGUGAGCUUGAGGAGGAAGAGGCUCCACCGCAGGGCGCGGUAGCCAAGGUUGAGAAUGAGGAGCGCUCGCCAGAGGCGGCAGCGCCGCAGGCGGAGGAGGAGGAGGCAGCUCAGGACGAUCCGCCAGCAGGCGCUCCCCAGGUAGGGGAGUUCGUGGAUGUGCAUGGCAUCGGGCAUAGCAUCGUGCGUUGCAACCGCUGCUGUCGCACGGCAAAGGAGUGCAACUACAGGAUCAGGGCGAGGGGCCAGUCGACUUACCAGUGCGACGCGUGCAACACGAACGGGGUGCGCCUUUCUCGGAGUUUCGGACAGUGGCCGCCAAAGUGUUUCGCCAAAAUGAAGAGUGAGUUCAAGCAGCAGUUCUACAAGGAUCUGGCAGAAGAUCCUGGGCUGUCGAACCUCGAUCGCAUUGAAGCCUUCGUGGUCAGCUCAAUCACUGAAGUGGCGCACGACGGCUUCGACGCGAAAAAGAUUGAAGAUAAUGUGCAGGAUAAGAGGUGGAACCCUGAUCUCGGGGAGUGGACGUACAGGCCGCAAUUGGAGGCGGCCUGGAGCGAGACAGUGGAGGCCGCAGUGCGCAACGAGCUGUACACCGAUAAGAGGACGCAGGCGAAGCAGAGCGGCCCGCGGGCAGCGGCCUCGACGGGCGUCUCAGAGCACGGCGGCGACAAGGGCGACAGAAGCGACGAGAGCGACAUGUCCAGAUCCAGGCGGCGCCGCAGGCGCAGGUCUGACAGCCGCAGGAGGAGGAGGCGCAGCAUGAGCAGGCGCGACAGCAGGGGCAGGCGCGACAGCAGGAGCAGGCGCCGCGACAGACGUCGCGACACCAACCGCAGCAGGAGCCGCUCGCGCGGCGACCGCGACAGGAGCAAGAGCCGCCGCAAGGGCAGGAGCAAGAGCCGCGGCAAGAGCAAGGACAGGAGCAAGAGCAGGGAUAAGGACGCUGAGAAGGAGCGGAGGCGACAGGAAGCGAGGGAGAAGGCCGAGCAGGCCAAGAAGGAGACGCAGGAGAAAAACCUGGCGCUGAAGUGGAUCGGCACCGCAACGAGGCUCGAGACAGAGCUGGACGGGUACCUCGAGCAUGAGAAGGCGGACAAGGUGCCGUCAUGGGCUGUGAAGAACGCGAAGGCGGCGAGGAAGUCUGUGGCAGUCAUGAAGGCGGUGGCGCAGAAGCGCGUGCACAGCGGCGUGGCGUUGACGAUCACGCAGGACGAGGCCAUCAGCAUCCAGAAGGAUGCGAGCUCGGCGGCGAGGGCCAUCGCGGGGAUGCUCAAGGAGGCGCAGAAGCACAGCACCUGA